AUGGCAUCGACAUUCGAUUCCAAUUGGUCACUGCCAACAACUUUUUCAUUCAUACAGAAUUUCAAUCAAGUUGAAUCAUAUGAUGUGUCGAAAGCAACUAUCGAAUUAGGUUCAAGUUCUACAUCUAAUAAUGAUACUCACUAUAAUCCGAGGCUAUCUACAUGGUUCAAUAAUGAAUUUUAUUUUGAAAAACUUCAAUCUACACCUGAAUAUCAUCAGGACAAUGAAGUAGAGUCACAUACAACAAUGAAUAUGCCAAAUUUACUUGAAAAUUUUAUUGGAUCGAUUCAACCUUGUACUACUUGGUAUUCAGAUGAUAUGAAAAAUAUGAAAUCACAAGUGGCUAUCGUCUUAUGUAAACUGGAGUUACUCAAAAAAAUUCCUAUUAAUAACGAAGUGAUAAAAUCAAUAGAAAACGAUAGAUAUGAACACAAUGUAUAUCAACCACUUGAUACAUAUACUUUUCCAAUACGAACAUUACAUGGAAAUAUACUUUUUGAUUUUUCGAAGCAGUCGAUUAACUACGAUAUUUAUAUACAGUUAAUGCAACUUGUACGUUUGUCAAAUUUAGAUAAAUUUAUUGAAAAAAUAUUUCAUAAAUCAGGAGAAUAUUAUCAUAUAGAUUACAAAGAAAAUCGUCGAAAACAAUUUGAAAAACAACAAAACACUCAUGAAAAUUUAUCACAUCAUCAUGUUUAUCGAUUUAAUCAUGAUAUAACAAUUAAUCAUUAUGGUUCUCAUUCCGUUUUAUCAAAUUCAUCAAUUCAUAAUAAGUAUCAAAUAUCAAACAGUGAUGAAUUAAUGAAAUUACAUCAAACAGAUAAAAAUAGUUGUUGUAUAACGAUGGCUAAAAGUGUACAUUUUCGUGCUUCAAGUCAUUGUUUUGUGCUUGAUGGUAUUGAUAUUUCAGCUCGUUUUCAACAUGAUCGCAAAAUUUUACAAGAUACUUGUCAACGCUUUCAUAGUUAUGUUAACAUCGAUUCAAAUAGAAAACAAAAUGAAAAUAAUGACUUUCUACAAACUACAUCUGUAUCAGAUGAUCGUUCUUCACUCUCACGAACUGAAAUCAAUCAAGUCACUUAUGAAAAUCUACAUUCUUCAAUGUUACAAUUAGAUGUUAAUUUAAAACAAACCAUUCAUUUUAUUUUCGUUUUAUGUACACAUAGAAUGAAAAAAAUCUAUCGAUUAUUAGAAUCAUUAUUGAAACCAUAUGUUUCACGAAAUAUUUCUAUUGUCUAUUUUACAUUUGAUGAGAUUAAAUCUUUCUUAAUCAAAUAUGAACAAAUAUCCCAUGAAAAUCUUCAGCAAGAUAUUUCACUAUCAAGUACAUUACAAAAUUCUCAUAACACUUCUUCAUCAACUAUGUCGACUAAAAAGAACAUAUUCAAACAACGUAAAAUUUUAUUUCAAAAAGUUAAUUUGAAAAAAGAAUUUAAUACUAAUGCAGACGUCAAUAAUGAAAAUAUAACUAAUUCAAUAUCUGAGAAAGAUGUUUUCAAUCUAUCUCCAAAAACAGAUGAUACGACGGAAAAAAUUGAUUUAUUCAAUGAAGAAUUUUUACUUGAUUAUCUGCGAAAAUCAUCACUCGUUCUCAUAUUUAUGAAACAUUUAGAUGAGACAUAUCUUAGUGCAUUUAUUCGAUGGUAUACUGAAAUCCUUAUCAAAUCUGAUGUACAUUCCAAUCAAUCAUUCACAUCUAGUUGGAAUAAAUCAAUUGAACAUUGUUGGCUUAUAACAAGCGAUUAUCAACGUGCACAAACAGUUUUUAGCAUUCCAAAAACAAACUUAUUUCUUUGGCCAACAGAAUAUAACAAUUUUGAUUAUACGUCAAUUAUUAUUUCAUCGAUUCUUAUUCUACCUAUUGCAUUAACUAUUAAUUAUGAGUUUGUAUUGAUUUUAUUUUAUGUCGAAUUUCAUAAAAAACUUUUCCGUAGCUAG
This is a messenger RNA of Rotaria sp. Silwood1, 1938 nucleotides long. The record is from the annotation of a GenBank genome assembly. NCBI's taxonomy places the organism in Eukaryota, Metazoa, Rotifera, Eurotatoria, Philodinida, Philodinidae.